AUGACCACCAGCUUCUCCUCCGUGCCCGUCAUUGACGUUGGGCACCUUACUUCUGAUGCAUCCGAACAGGAGCUAGCCAUGCUCAGCAAGCGUCUUCACGAUGUCUUCGCCACCACUGGGUUUGCCUACCUGACCAAUGCGCCCCUGAGCUACAACCAUGAGCAAGUACUAGACAUGUCGCGAGCGUUCUUUGCCCUUCCUGAGGAAGAGAAGAUGAAACCCGCCAAACGAUCCUUUAGAAGAGACCACAAGAACACAUAUAGAGGGUAUUUCCCCACGCAACCAGAGCUGGCAAACGACAAUUUAAAAGAAGGCUUCGAAAUCGGUCCAUCGCAGCCCAUCCAUACGCAGCCCACCACUUCUUCUAAAUUCAACUUAGCUGAAACGAACGUCUGGCCCGAUGCAACAAGCUUCCCCAUGCGAUCUGCUCUGGAGAAUCUAUAUUCUGAGCUACAAGCCCUGGCGUCUAAGCUAUUAUCUCUCUUGGCGAUAUCACUCGAUAAACCAUCGGAUUACUUUGCUCCAUACUUGGAUGAUUCCCUGAGCACCCUACGACUUCUUCAUUACCCUGCCAAUGCAUCAACUGCCUCGGGAUCUGGGACCUCUGGAACAGAGGUAAAACUAAGCUGUACACCACACACCGACAGCGGCAUCUUAACCCUUUUGCACCAAGAUUCCUCUGGCGGGUUAGAGGUGCGCAAUGCACAGGGUGAGUGGGUUUCCGCGCCUUAUAUACCUGGGUCUCUUGUAGUCAAUAUUGGAGAUUUGAUGGCUAAGGUUUCGGGCGGUCGGUUUGUUGCUACUAUGCAUCGUGUUCGGGCUCCCGGGCUAAGUGCCUCGGCUUCUGCAAUUGGACAGUUGAAUGGCCAACCUGCAUCGCUGGGCAGAGUCAGUGUGCCUUUCUUCUUUGAGCCAGGAGAGAACUGUUUGGUUAGGUCCGUUGAUGGGGAUGAGGGAUUUGUGGUUUAUGGGGAGCAUGUGAGGGCUAAGAUGAAGACCUGGGUGGAAUUUCAAGAUGAAGAGGAUCGGUAA
This is a messenger RNA of Penicillium pulvis, 1032 nucleotides long. RefSeq names its product isopenicillin N synthase family dioxygenase. The record is from RefSeq and is a predicted model, not a curated record. Lineage: Eukaryota; Fungi; Ascomycota; Eurotiomycetes; Eurotiales; Aspergillaceae. The coding region runs from base 1 to 1032 and encodes 343 amino acids. The transcript has 2 exons.